AUUAUUUAAUAAUAAAUCAACAAAAAUGGCAUUGAAUAUUGCAAACGUUACAACAAAGUUUCACGGUAAUCAUUCCAACAAACCUCCUCCUCAUCAUCAUCAUCAUCUUAAUCAUCAGCUUCCUAAAUCUGACAACUCAAAUUCUUCUUUUAAACGGACCCUUUUGAAUCCUUCACAUUAGAUUCAAGAACACCCUCAACAAAUAAUAAUAAUAAAGGAAGAAGAAGAAGAUUUGCAGCUGUAAAGAUGUUGAAGGUUGAAGAAUUAACAGGUGAAUUGCAAGAAAUACUUAAUGCUAAUAUGGAUGAUGUGAAACAGAGGCGUCGUGCUCGUGAAGCGUUUAAGGAUAUUCAGCUUACUGUUGAUCAUGUUCUGUUUAAGACAAAAUAUGAUGGAUUGAAGACAAAGGAGUCAUAUGAGGUGAACUCUAAGGGGGUGGAAAUUUUCUCAAAAAGUUGGCUUCCGGAGACGGGUUCUCCCAAAGCAGUGAUUUGUUUCUGCCAUGGCUAUGGAGACACAUGCACGUAUUUCUUUGAAGGAAUUGCGAGAAAGUUUGCUUCAUCCGGAUAUGGAGUUUUGGCCAUGGACUUCCCAGGAUUCGGUCUUUCGGAAGGUCUUCAUGGGUACAUUCCAAGCUUUGAUGGUCUAGUAGAUGAUGUUAUCGAACACUAUUCUAAAAUCAAAGAAAAUCCAGAGUUGCGCGAUCUUCCAAGAUUCUUGUUGGGGGAGUCGAUGGGCGGAGCCGUGGCAAUAAAGAUGCACCUAAAGCAACCCGAGUUCUGGAAUGGUGCGGUCCUUGUCGCACCUAUGUGCAAAAUUGCAGAUGAUGUUGUCCCACCAUGGGCAGUAAAGACAUUUCUCAUAGGUGUUGCGAAAGUUCUUCCGAAGUAUAAACUUGUUCCGCAAAAGGAUCUAGGCGAUAUGGCGUUCAGAGACCCGAAAAAGAAGCCUCUGACGAGCUAUAAUGUGAUUGCUUACAAGGAUAGACCGCGUUUGGGAACAGCUAUGGAGCUCUUAAACACGACCCAAGAUAUCGAAAAUCAACUUGAAAAGAUUUCAUUGCCAUUGUUGAUUCUGCAUGGAAAAGCUGAUAUAGUGACGGAUCCAUCUGUCAGUAAAACCUUAUAUGAGAAAGCAAAGAGUUCAGAUAAGAAACUUAACUUAUAUGACGGUUGUUGUCAUGCCCUUCUAGAAGGUGAAACUGAUGACAUCAUUCUUAGUGUUUUUAACGAUAUUAUUUCAUGGCUUGAUAAGCAUAGUGCUGCAAAGUGAUGAUUCUUGGUUUAUUCAGCUGUCCUGUAAUUUUAAAACAAAUAAAACAAUUACAAAACACAUUUUUUUGGUUGCAAUUCAAGUAUGUUAGAAUUUAUUUUAUUGUAUCUCCUACUCAUUUUGUUUUUUAUUAUGUAAUGUAAUUUAGGUUAAA
Helianthus annuus (common sunflower) is the source of this 1426-nucleotide messenger RNA. Its product is annotated as caffeoylshikimate esterase. The transcript is spliced from 8 exons. Lineage: Eukaryota; Viridiplantae; Streptophyta; Magnoliopsida; Asterales; Asteraceae. The coding region runs from base 247 to 1272 and encodes 341 amino acids. The record is from RefSeq and is a predicted model, not a curated record. Gene Ontology annotation, cellular component: membrane. Gene Ontology annotation, molecular function: lipase activity.